Molecule: messenger RNA, 2150 nt
Organism: Misgurnus anguillicaudatus (oriental weatherfish)
Lineage: Eukaryota; Metazoa; Chordata; Actinopteri; Cypriniformes; Cobitidae
Source: RefSeq, a predicted model, not a curated record
GCGCGGCAGGGGGAGUGACAACGGUGCUAUGUUGUGAUGAGUUUGUAACGAUAAGCUGCGUGGAUGAAAAAUGACGAAAUAAGGACAGAUAGCGCACAUAUCCGCACAAAGAGUCUUUUACAUUGCUGUUGGGUGACUUCUGAGGUUUCCUUUUGUUAGAAUUCAACAUAUACUGGACUGAAAGGGUCGCAAUACAUGCAGAAAUUAUGAAAGAUCAAUUUCAGCCUGAACAGCUUGACACUUACCCUCCGUAACCUCCGGAUAGGCUUUUUAAAAGCACUAUGGGUAACACAAGCAGUGAGAGGGCAGGGCUGGGCCACGAAAAGGCCCACAGGAGGGACAGUCGAGGAACCAAGGAGGGAGACCGUCCCAAAAUCCUGAUGGACAGCCCUGAAGAUGCUGAUAUAUUUCACGGGGAGGACAUGAAAGCACCGUUGGUAAAAGAAGAGCUGUUUGACUGGAGACCAGACCUGGAUGUCAAUGACAAGGAUUCGGCACUGGACAGACCCACGGUAUUUCGAUGGACGGGAGCUGGAAAGGAAGUUUAUAUUUCUGGCUCUUUUAACAAUUGGACUAACAAGAUUCCUUUGAUUAGGAGUCAAAACAACUUUGUGGCGAUUGUGGAUUUGCCUGAAGGUGAGCAUCAGUAUAAGUUCUUUGUGGAUGGACAGUGGACACACGACCCAUCAGAGCCCGUGGUGACCAGCCAGCUCGGCACGGUCAACAACAUCAUCCAGGUGAAGAAGACAGACUUUGAGGUGUUUGAUGCCCUGAUGGUGGAUUCACAGAAAUGUUCUGACAUGUCAGACCUGUCCAGCUCUCCUCCUGGGCCGUAUCAUCAGGAUGCUUACAUACCCAAACAGGAAGAGAAAUUCAAAUCUCCUCCAAUUCUCCCCCCUCAUCUCCUACAGGUCAUCCUUAACAAAGACACAGGCAUCUCUUGUGAUCCAGCUUUGCUUCCUGAGCCCAAUCACGUCAUGCUUAACCACCUGUAUGCUCUGUCCAUUAAGGACGGCGUAAUGGUUCUGAGUGCAACCCAUCGAUAUAAGAAGAAAUAUGUCACGACUUUGCUGUACAAGCCGAUCUGAUCUUUGUCUUCUCAGCUGAGAAAACCGACCAGUUUCAAAUGCUUUAAAUAUUUUAGUAUUGUCUAGUUUGGUGUGCUUAUAUAUAGUAUGUAUUAUUGUAAAUAAUAGAGAUGUACAGAGAUGCACUUUAGAAAUGAAUUCUGCUUUUUUAAGUAUAAGCGAAUCAGAAACAGAAAAUGCACAUAUACAGUACUGUGCAAAAGUCUUAGGCCACCAUGCUACCAUUAGAUUUGUUGUAUUUGCAAUUGUAUAGUGAUCAUAUAUAAUUAUUUCUCAGUCUCUUUAUUAGAAUACAACCAGAAAAUACAGGAAAUGUGUAUGUAGUAUUAAAAACCGUAUAAAAGUAUAAGCUGAAGUGUCAAGUAUUUAGGGUAAACUCCCCUUCCACUUGAGCAAUAGCAGGCGGCUGCAGGAUCUCUUAAACUUAAAUGAAAUUAAAUCCUAAUUUCUAAUUCUAAUCGAAUGACUUCAGGACUUCAGUCUCCUCGAAAAUGCUCAAGAUGUGUAAAUACUGACUGAUGCCCGAAGAAGACAUUUAGUUUUGUUUUUAAUAUUGUGUACAUAUUUCCUGUAUUUUCUGUUUCUGUAUCUUAAAAAAGAGUGAAAAUUAAAUAUGGAUGGACAUUAAAACUUUGCUAAAACAACAAAGCUGGUGAUGGUGGCCUAAGACUUUUGCAAAGUACUGUAUAACGUUUUAGAUGUUGGUACACUUUUAAACAUAUUACUUACUUGAGACUGGGCCAAUUUUUUUUGCAUUUUUUUUCUUUUUGUCUCCUAAGGCCGAGUAGGAUGAUAUAUUAUUGACUAAUUGUUGUAAAAAGAGCUUAAAAUAUAGUGUUUUAUUGUAAGAUUUAUAUUAAUAUUUAUUAGCAAGGUCACUAAACUUCUAAGCAUCUGUUUUGAAUCAGUCAGCAGUUUGUGUAAGGGACCAAAUAUGGAAACGUGGAGAUAACAGUGACCCUGUUUUUAUUUACAGCACAAAUACAGUAACAGUCAGUAAUACUGAAGCAUUCUGACUUAUGUGUAUAAUCUGCAAUUCGUGAAAUAAAACACUAAGAAGUA